AUGCGCACCUCACGCAUCGCCACCGUCCUUCUGGCGUUGGCGCCCACUGCCAUCCUCGGCAACCCCGUGCCCAUCCUCAAGGCAGGCGUCAUCACCAAUGACCACAGUCUCGCUGGUUCCGAGAAGAACACCAACCAUGGCCUCUGCAACCGAGACGACCACGACUGCCCGACCAAAACCGUCGAUCCCGGCGACUUGUGCAUCAACGCCCAUGCCACCAUGAUCUGCACCCCCGGCGGAGAGGGUAAUCCCAACUUCAACCAGAACACCAAGCGCUCCGAGUCUGCCGACUCCAUCAAUCUCGAGGCCACCUACACGUGCACCGGCGGCCCCGACAACGAGACCUGCAUAUUCGACGAUGGUCGCCAGGUUUCUUGCACCAGCAACCAGAAGACUGCUGCCCUCCAGACCAACACCAGAGACGGCGGUGAUCCCGAUUUCACCUGCGACACCGACGUGACUGGAGACUACGUCUGCACUGGUGCUGAUGUCCGCUGCAUCAUUGGGAAGCAGGGUGAUGCUACUUGCAGCUUUAACGGCCCUGAUGGUUCCGACGGUGAUGCCAGCAAGUUCAAGGUCAACACCGACCGUCUCGCGCUGGUUCUUUCCCCGGUUGCGCCCAAGCCCAAAGACGACUCUGACCCCUUCGACGCUAACCCUAACUACUCUUGCGCCCAAAUUUCGGAUUGGACUUGGUCUUGCGGUCCGAACGGGGUCGGUCCCGGUUCUGGCAACGAAAAGGGCAAGAGUCUCGACAUUCGUGGCUCGGAUGAUGAGCAUUAUGAUCCUGGUCAGGGAUGUAACCAGCCGCAAGGCUUUUUCGGUGGCUGUAACGGUAAACGUGCCUCUAACGAGAAGCGCGAGGUU
This is a messenger RNA of Neurospora tetraspora, 867 nucleotides long. RefSeq lists its product as uncharacterized. The record is from RefSeq and is a predicted model, not a curated record. NCBI's taxonomy places the organism in Eukaryota, Fungi, Ascomycota, Sordariomycetes, Sordariales, Sordariaceae. The annotation marks the transcript as partial. The transcript is spliced from 3 exons.